Messenger RNA from Lagenorhynchus albirostris (white-beaked dolphin), 3348 nucleotides. RefSeq names its product nurim (gene NRM). The record is from RefSeq and is a predicted model, not a curated record. NCBI's taxonomy places the organism in Eukaryota, Metazoa, Chordata, Mammalia, Artiodactyla, Delphinidae. The transcript is spliced from 4 exons. Gene Ontology annotation, cellular component: nuclear membrane. The coding region runs from base 1920 to 2726 and encodes 268 amino acids.
AAAAAUACUGAUUAGUUUUGGGCACUUUUCUGCAGGUAAGUUAUACUUAAGUUUGGAAAACUUUGGUGUAGUAGAAACAGCAUGAGCUUUGCCAAACACUGUGCUGGCUUUUAGACAUACCUGAUCUCACAAUAUAUAUUAAGCAUAGCCAUAGUGGGUGUGGCACACAGUAGGACCCAGAUAAAUAUUAGUCCCCUUGCACUGCUCAAAGCCUUGUACUUUGUGAAGCUGCCUGUGUCCUUGAGGUCCACUGGAUUCCUUACAGUACCUGCUGUCUCUAUAGCCCCACUUAGCACUCAUGUGCACACCCACUUCAUGACUGGUACAAUUUAAGUGCCCCGAUUUAAAUUUCUAGAGAAGAGAGAUCUUUUCUUACACUUCCAAUGAACCCUACAGCUCAUAGCACAUUGUGUAAUAAAUGUCUCUGUCAGUCAGGAUCCUAAGAGGAAACUAUGGCACAGUCAAAUUAGGAUAAUUUGGAGAGAGUUUAAUGAAGUGAAAAUUAUAAGUAGGCCGAGUGUAGAGAAAUCACUAAGAAUAUUGCCAGUACCCACAGCUCUGUUGUGGCCACCUGUAAACCCAAAAGGUUGAGAGGAGGGAACAGUUACACAGAAAGGCUUCCCUCAAAUGCUGUGAUUUUCUUUGAUGUAGUCCAUUCAGGACAACUUCCUGAGGCAGAAAGCAGGAUGGAGAGUGAAUCAGGAGGGAAAACAUAAUGAUGUCUGGUACAGUAUAAAAUAGCACUGAUUCAGAGGAGAAUGGGAAUACUAAGCCUCCGGGAGGGGAAGGAAUGUAGAGCCUGUGGGAUGCUGUUUGGCAAUUUUGUCAUCCCUGAGCCCACAGGACUAGCAGCUCCUUAAUUCUUAUCUUGGGAAAUUUUCUUGAUCUCUUUAGGCCUAUGUUUCUUCUAUCUAUUAGCUGAGGGAAUUAGCUUCAUGAUCUCUAAGUUCCUUACUAUGGUCAUAGCUACUGUGACCAGGUCCUUAGCUACAUGAUCUUUAAUGGAGAAAAACCUUACUUUACUUUGAUUUUUAGAUGUGAAUGUUAGUCUUGUAGGUAUUACAAACAGGUCUGUAGGGAAAAUUUUGGACAAAAGAUCUUAGUGCUUUCUGACUAGUAAGUGGAGUCUAAUAUGAGGUUGUAUAGGUAGUUAAUUAUCACAAGCUUGGAUAAAAUUAACAUACUACAAAGUUUACAACUGUAAUAAAGUUUUCUAUCACAAAUAUUUUAACAUAUUGUUACUCUCAUGUUUACAAAGUAACAGCCUUUGGCAUUAAUAGAACAAAUCUUUCAGUGUUACAGACAAGUUCUCUCCCCUUAGCAAGUAGAGAGGCAACAAAUCAGCUUUAUAAUAAAUUACAGACUAAGCGUUUGUGGUAAAAUAGUCACUCUUUUUCAUCUAACAAGCUGUAAUGGAUGAUUCAGAGCUUUGGGUUCUCCGCCUGGGUCAACAGUCUUCCGUUCUCUCACCGUUCAUUAUUAAAGUGUUAGCUGAGGCUUUGUAACCUCUGACUCUGGCUGUUUUCUAGUCAAAGCUGUUAAAGGAAGGGGGGAUCAUAAUGCCGUUUCUGCAAGAACCCUGCAAGAGAAGAACUGUCUUCGUUUUAGAUGCGAAAACUAGCCCAGCUGCGAUUCAAACCACGUGCAUGACUGAACAACCGCUGCCCUUCUCACCUCUCACUUGGGAUUCUAACAUUCCCUUCUGUGACGCGGAGAUCGCAGACCGGGGAAAGGCACUUAAGGAUCAGCCCUGAAGCUCUGUGAGAGAGAGCCGCGCGCGCCGGCCGGAAGCCUGGGCGUCGGUGCGCGGGAGCCCCGCCCUCCUGGGCAGGGUCCCAGGCGGGAGGCGGGGUCGGGGCGGAGCCUGCGGCCGCGGGAAUCCCAAAACCGCCCCUUUCCCCACCCCUCCAUUUCUCGCCAUGGCCCCUGCACUGCUCCUCGUCCCUGCUGCCCUCGCCUCUUUCAUCCUGGCCUUUGGCACUGGAGUGGAGUUCGUGCGCUUUACCUCCCUUCGGCCACUUCUUGGAGGAAUCUCGGAGUCUGGUGGUCCGGAUGCCCGCCAGGGAUGGCUGGCUGCCCUGCAGGACCAAAGCAUUCUUGUCCCCCUGGCUUGGGAUCUGGGGCUCCUGCUACUAUUUGUGGGGCAGCACAGCCUCAUGGCAACUGAGACAGUGAAGUCAUGGAUGUCCCGGUACUUCGGGGUCCUUCAGAGGUCUCUGUACGUGGCAUGCACUGCCCUGGCCUUGCAGUCCCUCAUCCUCCUUCAGCUGGUGAUGCGGUACUGGGAGCCCGUGCCCAGGGGCCCCGUGUUGUGGGAGGCUCGGGCCGAGCCAUGGGCCACUUGGGUGCCCCUCCUCUGCUUUGUGCUCCACGUCAUUUCCUGGCUCCUCAUCUUCAGCAUCCUUCUCGUCUUUGACUACGCAGAGCUCAUGGGCCUCAAACAGGUGUACUACCAUGUGCUGGGGCUGGGCGAGCCUCUGGCCCUGAAGUCUCCCCGGGCUCUGAGACUCUUCUCCCACCUGCGCCACCCAGUGUGUGUGGAGCUGCUGACUGUGCUAUGGGUGGUGCCCACCCUGGGCACUGACCGCCUCCUCCUUGCUCUCCUCCUUACCCUCUACCUGGGCCUGGCUCACGGACUGGACCAGCAAGAUCUCCGCUACCUCCGGGCCCAGCUGCAAAGAAAACUCCACCUGCUCUCCCGGCCCCAGGACGGGGAGGCCGAGUGAGGGGCUAACCCUCGUUCCAAGCCCUGUACUUCCUUUUCCCCUCCAAUUCCAAAUCCCCUUAACAUCCAGGCCUUGGCUGCUUCAGACCAGAGGCCCAAAUCCAUGGACUGAAGGAGCUGUCCCUUCCCUUGCUUGAGCCUCCACUCCUUGGGUCCAGCUCCAUAUCUUAAAUUAUGAGUUUCAGCCAUUGGACUCCAAGGGCCGCUUCUCACCAGCCAGGAAGAGGGAGUGGGGAACUUAUCUGUCUCCUCAGAGUUUAGGGCUUGACCCUCCAUUAACAACCUCCUCACAAGGAGAAGGGUCUGGCCUGAACACUCCCCUGGUCCUAUUUCUGGCCUCUGUGCCUCAAGGAUCCUCUUCUCCACGUCUAGCUCCCCUCCUAGGAGCUGGACCAAGGUCCGCAAGUUUGACGAUAGUGGCUGCCCCAUCAGGCUCCACACCUUGCAGCUGCAGCCCAGCCCCACUGUCUGGCCUUUCCAGCUCCCUAGGCCCUGCCCCUGGGCUCCAGACUCAUGAACCUAGUUGAGCAGAUAUUUCUGCUCUUAAUUCGGGUGACUAAGGGCUCCCUGCUCUCCCGAGUAACUCGCGCUACAGGAAAAUAAAAUUCAGCCUGGUUUUUCUA